AACACCUAUCACCUUGUAUUCAUUCAAUCCUCGAGACUUACAAUUACGAUCAGUUAGUUAUCAUUUAUAUAUACAUAUAUGCUCUGGAUUCCUGGCGCGACUGGACCUGGAUCUUACCAGAUUAACACCACCUUAGUUCCAUUUAAUAAUGACUCUGUGCAUCAGUGAUUACUGGCAGCACCGUCACUUUUAUGUUCUUCCGCCACCAGAACCCGGUUGGAUUGCAAUCAAAAGCCCCGACACUGCCAAUCAGCAUGAUGGUGGUUCUGGUAAACAGAGACGACGUCUUAAGCUUCAGGUGGAUGCCAUCACGGGAAACUAUUGGCUCAAGGAGCUAAAGCAACAACGCGUAUUGGUCCAAAGGUUAAUAUUGGAUAAUGGCGUCGAUGUGAUUUGGCUGGAAUUCCAUCCACCCGACAAGGAUACCAUUGAUUAUAAAUGGGCUGAUAUGCUUGCCUAUACCAUUUGGGAGCAUAUCGAGGUGGAGCAUAUGAUGUCCUGGCUGUCGACCCUAGGCGGUGGCUUUUCCGCUUUGGGGGAACAAUUCGAAAGAUGUGCUGAAACUGCUGGCAAAAUCUCGUUGAAGCAACUAAAUAUUGGCCUUCGUCUGGGCGAUCCUUUCUUGCAGGCGCGAUGUAAACUCUACUACAGCAUAUCCCUGAUUCAGCGUGGAAAACUGCGCCAUGCCAAGCACUUGAUACGCAAUCAAUAUCAAUUUGCCAAGGCCAAUGAGGAGGCGGAUCGACGCCUAAUCCGAAUGUGUCGUGGUAUUUGGUUGCGUCUGCAAUUCGAGUACCAUGAGAGAUCUAAAUUGGCUGAACAAAAGGACAUUUCAUAGUACCAUACCACAAAGGAAAGGAAAGUUUUCAAUUAUUGUAGAUAAAAUGUGUUUUGUAUUCAAAUAGUAUGUAUAUUUAUUUCGUUAAUAUUUUGUAAUGUGUAUACGUAAAAAAAAUGCAUUUACAUUUUAAAAAAAUGGAGGGUGUUGGGGGGAGAGUGGGAGUGAUAAUUGGAUAAUCCUUAUUGCUCAACUUCCGCCGUGCCGCCGUUGGAAGAAUAUUAUAUAAAAAGAAUAACUAAAAGAUUGUAGAACGCAAAAAAAAAAAAAGUAUAAAAUAGAAUGAGGGUGGGGGGGAAGAAAACAGAAGGUGACAGAAAGGGGGAAAAAAUUAAGCAAAACAAAAAUUAAACUACGUUCUUUUCGUUUUUCA
Messenger RNA from Drosophila willistoni, 1211 nucleotides. RefSeq lists its product as uncharacterized. The coding region runs from base 149 to 838 and encodes 229 amino acids. The transcript is spliced from 2 exons. NCBI's taxonomy places the organism in Eukaryota, Metazoa, Arthropoda, Insecta, Diptera, Drosophilidae. The record is from RefSeq and is a predicted model, not a curated record.